Messenger RNA from Symbiodinium necroappetens, 582 nucleotides. The record is from the annotation of a GenBank genome assembly. NCBI's taxonomy places the organism in Eukaryota, Dinophyceae, Suessiales, Symbiodiniaceae.
AUGCUGAGCUACCCGGCCGUACGCGCCAUAGCCGGCGGCCUUGCCUCAAAAAACUCCUCGGAGCCCUUCACCUGGCCGUUGGGGUCAGGUUGGCAGCUUCGGAAGAUGGCAAAACCGGAACUUGUUCUAAGCCACAAGGAGGAGAGCGAGGAGGAAGCUUGGACCGUCGAGGACCUUCGGGUUCUUCACAACUUCGCACCCGGCCUCUCACUUCGAGUCGCGCGUGGUGGGACACUCGAAAGCCACAAUGAGGCGGGCGACAGCUCCUGCCGUUUCCUCCUCGACGUGCCCCUGAACGCCACGGUGGCGCUCCGUGGGGCCCAGCCCGGUGACCGCUUCUGCCCCGGCUUGAGCAGCCGGGCACGCGCCAUCAAGCUUACCUACUUCCUGCACCGGGAGAUGAAGGUCCCCAGGGAGGCGAGAUAUGGAUGGCCGGUGAUCGCAAUCCAAGCUCCGAGACAGCCGGAAGUGGUUGCAGCUGUUCUGCCCUCCUUUGCCGCCGCCGACUUCGCUGCGACGAACUCCAGUCACUCGCCCGUCCUUGUGGAGGUGGCCUGGACUGAACCUUGGCCCGGACUGGCG